Messenger RNA from Triplophysa rosa, 4803 nucleotides. It is a transcript of the gene nkx6-2, whose product is annotated as NK6 homeobox 2. NCBI's taxonomy places the organism in Eukaryota, Metazoa, Chordata, Actinopteri, Cypriniformes, Nemacheilidae. The record is from RefSeq and is a predicted model, not a curated record. The coding region runs from base 2126 to 2953 and encodes 275 amino acids. The transcript has 3 exons. Gene Ontology annotation, biological process: regulation of transcription by RNA polymerase II; cell differentiation. Gene Ontology annotation, cellular component: nucleus. Gene Ontology annotation, molecular function: DNA-binding transcription factor activity, RNA polymerase II-specific; RNA polymerase II cis-regulatory region sequence-specific DNA binding.
UCAGUCAGAGCGUGAUUCUAUUUGCCCUAAAUUGACAUGUUGACUUCGCGGGCCAAGCAGUUUAUAACUCUGACAGAUCAGGACCAUGUUGCCUAAAUAUAUAUAUAUAUAUAUACAUACACAUACACACAGUAAAUAUAUGGUGUCUAGAUUAUUAUGAACGAUUGUAUGUACACACAAUACAAAUAUAUUUACUCAUAAUACUACUAAUAAUUAGUAGUAAUAAAUCACUGACUGACAAAAUCGAGUAACUUUAUUACUCUUAACGCGUUUAUGAGCAGAAACUUAAAAAAAUAUUAACAUGAGCUCAGCUAAUUUAGAGUGACAUUGUAAUUUAUACAAUUUAGAAGAAAAUAUAAACUCAUUUAGGAAAACAAAAAUUUAAUUAAAUUAUGCACCUGGAAAAACAAAUUCAAAAUAGGUUUAUCAAUGACAUAGGCUACGUGACAGGGUGAUAUUAAAACAAUUCAAAUAAUAAAAUGCGCCUCGUUAUUGCAAACACACAGAGCACAAUAAACCUUUUUGUUUGUUUGUAUAAAUCAUGUUAAUAUUAUUGAAGACGCGUAAAUAGCCUACUGCAAUGGGGAAAAAUGUUUAAAGUCGUCGUCAUAUUUCAGACUUAGCGUGCAUAUUUCUCCUUUCUCGUAGUUUUGAUGAAGGUCUAAAUAACCCUUUUAAAUUCCAGCACGCUCAUAUUUCAUUCUCAAAGCCCCAUAAAACAUGAACGCGCCUCUUCAACAAAUGAUCUGUGUUUCUCAGCUCCUACAAUUCACACAGAACCAGGCGUAUGUAGGCAUACACAACAUAUUGUAUAGCCUACGAUAAAUUACAUGGUACAGAUUAAAACGUUAUAUUUUUACUGUAACGCAAAUACACGGUGAAAUGAACACUUGGUUUGUAAAGUGUGGCUACUGCAUUGAUGAUGAAUGAGGGUCUAUUGACAGACGCUUAUCAGAGCUGGAGAAAUGUCUUUCUGAAGCGAUGCUUGUCGACUAAACAGUGAGUUAGAUAUUAUCAGCAUCACUGACACUUAAUGAACUGAAGAGAGAGAGAGAAUCACUGAUACUGUCCACGACUGAAUUAAAUAAGACAUGUCAGUACACUCGGAAAACUUCAUAUACAUUUAAUUCUAAAUAAUUGUCUUGCAUCCAUGAUGCACAUACUGUGUCAUUUAGCCUUUUUGUUGUUACUCGGUUAUUUUUAGUAACAUCCCAGCAUGUAACAAUACUAAAGAUGUAAAUGUUAACAUUUAAAAAAUGGACCUGACAUGAUAACAGUUUUACAAUUAUUCCGUACCCGAAAUAACAGACGAAUGCUGUAAAUAAUUAGCUUAGCGUGCACGGAAAAAAAGAAACAAACGUAAUUUUCAAACCUCUUAUUUUUUGAAGUUUUAAUAAGCCGUUCAAACGAAUCACAUAAACACAAAAUAUGUUUCGUAUUUUGUCACAAGUUGCUCCAAGAAAUCACCGUGUAAUCGAGUUUUUACACUUUAAAGUUGUUGAAUAGUUUUUUAACGAAACAGAAUAAUAAACGUUUGUCCUAAAUAAAAAGCGAGCAGUAAAAUGUGAUUAUACAGCAGGUUAAUGUACUUACUGUCAGCUGUAAUGGCUCAUACAGUAACGCGUCUGUUUUGUCAAAUGUCGAAACAAUGAUUUCUACAGUCAGGCGCGUCAUUAAUGGCGCUACAAUACGCGCUUGAUGGACUGCGGCUUUGUCCCGAUGAUGCGCAUGCAAAUGCCCCGCCCGCGUCCUCCAAUCAGAGAGCGGCGUCCCUUCGCUUCUUCCAAUAGGAGACGCGCGGUCGCAGGUGGCGGCGCGGUUAUCAGCUCUUCCCGUUGCGCUCGCACCACAACCACAGUCCAGCAACGCGCACCCGAUGUUCAGAUGCGGGCCAUUCAAGCGCUCAACCCGGGCGUAAAAUCUCCCGACUGCCGCCGAGUGGAUUCCGCUUCAGGACGCGCGUGAAACACCGUGGGACGCCUUUUGCUUUUGCUUGUGGAAAGAGUUGAAAAGUUGCAAGAAGUGCUUCCGUCGCCUUGGAUAAGUUGCGCUCAGCAAACUUCGCGUGCACGCUUGCGCUUUUUAUGCCUUUUCUUUCACGCCUCGUCCCGGUUCGCUCGUACCCAUGUUAGCGGUGGGGCAGAUGGACACUAACCGGCAGAGCGCGUUCGUCCUGGGCAGCACCCCGCUGGCAGCGCUGCACAACAUGACCGAGAUGAAGAGCUCGUUAUUCCCGUACACCCUGCAGAACCCCGUCGGGUUCAAGACUCCUCUGAGCAAUCUGAACUCUCAGUUCGCGCUGGGAACCCCGCAUGGAAUAAGCGACAUAUUGGGGAGGCCCAUCACUUCAGCUGGACAGCUGCUUUCGGGCUUUCCCAGGAUCAACGGCCUGGCCACAUCGGCCGGGAUGUACUUUAACCCCGCGGCCGUGUCCCGGUAUCCCAAACCCUUGACGGAGUUGCCCGGGAGGGCGCCUAUCUUCUGGCCUGGAAUGAUGCAGGGGUCGCCCUGGAGAGACCCGCGGGUGCACUGUCCGGCAAACAUGAUGUUGGACAAGGACGGCAAGAAGAAACACUCCAGGCCAACAUUCUCAGGACAGCAGAUCUUCGCCCUGGAGAAAACCUUCGAGCAGACCAAAUAUCUGGCCGGUCCAGAGAGAGCUCGACUCGCCUAUUCCCUGGGAAUGACCGAGAGUCAGGUCAAGGUUUGGUUUCAGAACAGAAGAACUAAAUGGCGCAAGAGGCACGCGGCUGAAAUGGCCACAGCCAAGAAGAAACACGAUUCAGAGACAGAGAAGAUGAAGGAGAGCUCGGACAACGAGGAUGAUGAUGAAUAUAACAAACCUCUGGACCCAAACUCCGACGACGAGAAGAUUACGAGACUGUUAAAAAAGCACAAAGCCAGUAAUGUGGGUCUGAUCAGCCCGUGCAGCAACAGCUCGGACACUUUGUGAUCAGAUCAGAGACUCUUUCUGGAGAAAGCAGGGUACAAACACACGGAGAGACUCCUUCUCGUUUACUUUCAAUGCAACUGUACAGUUAGACGUGUACGUGAGAUGUAUAUAUAUUUUUUACUAAGUAAAUUAUGUUAUUAAACCUUCACGAAGACUCUCCACUCAUCCUCAUACAGGCUGAAGAUCUUUUUCUUCAGUCGCAGAAGAAUAACGACGCCUAAGUUUGACAUUUGUUUUUUAUUUCAGAAGCAGACACAGAAUGUGUAUAAAGGCAGUGUUGUAAAUAAUGUGUAAAGAUUUUUGUUUUGAUGUCCUUCUGGCCGCUUUUUCUUUCAGUGAAGGAGUUUUUGUUUGAUCUCUCAACACGAAGAACAGACACAGAUGGACAUUAAAUAUCGGAUGAAGAGAAUAUUAUUGCUUCCGCGCUGAAGGAAGAAAAAUAAACUUUGUAUUAUCAAUAAAUUAUUUAACAAGCCAAUCUUUUAAAUAUGUCUUGUUCAUUUAUAAACAAUGUGAUUUACCGUGUUUGAAGCGCUUUUGAAAGAAUAAAUAUCCGUUUUAGAUAUUUUCGAUAAACAAGUUGUUUGUCCGCCUGUAAAUGUCUAAUCGCCCUAUAAUAAUAAAACAACAAUAAUAACAGUUUAUUACUACACAUAUUUAAAAAGUAAAUUCUAAAUGAAAAGCGCAUUUUAUCCCAAAUCUUAAUUAACAAAAUAUCACUGUAAUAGAUUCAUUUGUUUCAUUGGUCAAAUCCAGAUUUUAUUUCUGUGAGUGCUAAAUGUAAUUCUAUAAUUAAUUAUAGUUCACGAUUUUUCUAUUUUGCCAGAGUUCAAUAUUUUAUAGGGUGUUUUUAUAAUUGUCCAGGCUAAACGUUAUUUAAAUAACAAAUUUCGCCUUUUAAUACAUGCGUCAUUUGUUUCUCGUUACUUUGCACAUUUUGCUCAAUUUUGUAAACAUAUUCGUAGGUAGUCAUUUAAUCCUCACAAUAUACCAAACAUGUUUUUUUUACUGUAUGUUUAAAACUAAAUGUUUAAUAAUGUCCAUUUCGCUCAUUUAUGUGAAAGUAAAACAUUCUGUCACAGCAAGAAAAAAGUUUAUUCAUAGGAUUAAUUUUAGCAGUAUAAUAUGAAUACAUAACAUAAGAAUAAUAAUAUGAUGUCGAAGAUAAAGGGUUGUGAUAGAUUUUGUGGUGUUUGAAAAAAAACAUUUUUGUUGUAUUCAGGCGUCGUCCGGCUACACAGAUGUGAAAAUGUCAAAGGCUGUAAACUUUUGAGUGUCAGUGGGAAACGGAUGUGAUAAACACUCAUUAAUGACUUCUAAUGGUUUUAUUGCUUCUGGAGCUCUAAUAUCUACUGUAUCUGCUUAAAGAGGACAGUGGAUUUUACCGGCUGACCUGUGGGGAAAAAAACAGGUUAACAAGCAGUUUUGUCUUGACCAAAUCACAGUCAGGGACACAAAAUCAUUCCCACUGAGGUGAUUUACAAAUCAAGAAUCAAUCUAAUGGAUUCAACUCUGUAGUGUGGUGAAUGAAAUCAAUAGAGGAAAGGUUUAAAGAGCAGAACUGCUCACACACUGGAGGACAUCAUCACACUUUACAGUGUUCUUAUUACACACGCACGCACACACAUCUUCAUAUCUCUAAUGUCUCCUGCUUCUGUAAUGAAUCACAUCAAUGUGUAACAUGGGCACUAUAAAGACUUUCCUCCUGGUCCUUAAUGUGAGAAGAUUUUUCUCUUAAAGCUAGACGGCACAAUGUCAUCAUAAUUCAAUCUCUAUGUGUUCAAUAGUUGGCACAAUAACAUAGCGACAAAAAUAAUCAUUUAAAAAAAACAAAAGCAAAAAAGAUACCC